AUGAAUGAUUCAAACUUCAAUCUUGCUUCAAUCACCCCAAAUCAUCCUGCGACAACCCUGCGAUUUGCCGCUGGCCUAGUAUCCGCGAACUUGACAUUGGAACUUCUUUGCAUAUUCACGGUGUAUGCCCACGUCAUGGAAAGUAACAACUCUGAGAGCGACUCUGGAGCAUCUCGAAGAUGGUCUUUCAGACAACCUUUAAAGGCAAUGGGUGCCAAAUCAUUCGACAAAAACAAUUCAUUGAAGCAUCAAUCGAAGUCAAGUUCAAAAGAAGGUCAAACAGAAGUCGCUUCGAGAUCUACAGGUUUAGAUACCAGUACUCUGACUAAUAGCCAUCCUCAUAUAGGCAGCGAUGAUACAAAGAUUUCUGGGCGUAAGUUAAAGUUGACAGGCAGGGUACUCCAAACCCUCGUGACGAGGGCGUUGGAGAUCGCGGACCCUAACCCAGUGAAGGUCGCUUUGGGCCUUAUCAAAACUAUCAUUGAUGUGGCUCAAAUAAUUAAACAAAAUAAGGAUACAAUAGCAAGAGCAAUCGUCAAAACCGGGCAACGUCUGGAGCUGGUUGAAGCUACGUUGUCACAAAUUACGCUAGGAAGGAAGGAAGAGGAAGCAUUAUGGUUAAAUCAUUUCAAAACAGCUCUCCUUGAUUCAUUGAAUGAAUUGAAGGAACUUGACGACAAGUCAAAACUGGUAUCAGCUCUGGACCACGAAGAUAUUACAGUCACCAUUCGAGGCAUCUUUGAGCGCAUCGACGAUUCCAGGGUGGAAUUGGAGUUGGCAUUAGGGAUAAGGACCUUUAAGGCUAUCUAUCAAGUAGACAAAGCGUUCAAGGAUCAAUUUCUGGAACGCCUCAGGCCUUCCAAUAUUGCCCACCAUGAUUAUAAUCUCGAAGGUCAAGAAGGGCAGAUGUUACAUCGUCGCGUUUGUACCCCAGGAACACGUGUUGGCAUCCUGGGACAUAUUGUAGCUUGGGCUAAAGAUAUCUCGGAAACCAGUCCAAAGGUCUUUUGGCUUUUCGGUCACGUUGGAUCAGGGAAGACCACAAUUGCAUACUCCAUAGCUCGACGUUUUGAAUUUGCCGGAGAUUCUGAUGACACGAUCGUCCUUGGAGCAAAUUUCUUCGCUUCUCGACAAUUUGACGAAACACGACUUUCCAAGUACAUUGUGCCUACGAUCGUAUACCAUUUGGCACUCAAAUGUAAACCCUUUGCAGAAGCUUUGUACCAUUCUGGGCGGUUGGAAGUGAUCAACCAUAACAUUGCCACUCAGCUUGACGCUCUCCUUUUUGGCCCUUGGAAGAAAUGUGAAUCUGCUCGUCGUGCAGAUACAUCGAUUCCACAGCACUACCUCAUAGUCAUCGAUGCCCUUGACGAAAUAGAGCGAAGUGGAGGUUCACAAUUUCUGCUUAUUCUCUUUGAUAUUCUCAACAGGUAUCACCAAAACGACCUCUACGGUCUAAAGUUCUUCUUAACCAGCAGGACAAACAAGGAAAUCGUAGACCACGUAAAUUCUUUGCUGCGCAAAGAAAUAUAUCAUCUACAGGAUGUCAAGGAAGAGGAUGCCCGUGAGGAUAUCUCCAAAUACCUUCGUUCUUGUCUCCCGCACUUUGUAGGUCGUCCGGAACUGGAUGCGCUCCAAGAACACGCGGCUGGAUUGUUCAUUUACGCUGCCACAUUUGUAAAGCUCCUGGAACACCGUAAACCAGCAGAACAGAAGAGGGUGCUUAACAACCUUCUUUCCAAUCAGAAGGCGAGACAAUCGCAAUCCUCAUUACAAGACUCGCAGAUGUUACUCAACCGUUUAUACUACGAUAUUUUGAUUGAUGCCUUUGGGAGUCACAGUGGAGAUGAACGCAUGGACCGGCUCUCGAUAUUGUACACUUUUCUCUGUGCUAAAGAGCCUUUGACAAUAGCCGCUGCUGCUGAUAUUCUGUUCGAAGUUGACGUAGAAGAAGAAGAUCCCGAAUUCUCCUACCUCCCAGUGGCGAAGGACGUCGUAGAACGUCUUCACUCUGUCAUAUAUGUCAAAGACGACAGAGUUCUUUUCUACCACAAGUCAUUCCCAGAUUUUAUGAUGGACAAGGCCCGCUCUAGGGACUUUUGGCUUGAUCUACCAAAUCAUCAUCGACGUCUCACCAAUGAUUGCUUCCGGCUCAUGGAAAACAUGUUACGUUUUAAUAUUGCCAACAUACCAACCUCCUUCUAUUUCGACGAGGAAGUUGGAACGAUUAAAGCAGAAAUUGAACGCAAUAUUCCACCAAGCUUGCGGUAUGCCUGUCGGCAUUGGGAUCAUCAUCUAUGCUCUACUGUUCCAAUAACUUCUUCUGAGCCUCUGAACCAAACAUUAUCUUGUUUCUUAAAGCUCAAAGCCCUGUUUUGGAUUGAAGCCAUGAACUUGCUGGGGUUCCGUGGCCAUUGCUACCCCAUGCUUCAGGCCGCCAGAGAUUGGACUGCCACACUGUCUGAUACCAGUGCCUUAUUAAGCCGACAUUUUGCCGAAGCAGCUUAUUUUGCCGUGUAUUUUAGUGGAAGCCCUGCUUCCCUCUCAACUCCACACCUCUAUAUCUCUUCAUUGGCGACCUGGCCACGUAGCCUCCAUCCUUGCGGGAACUGGAAGGCGCACUUCCCUCGAAUUCCUCGGUUUCGCAAUGCUUUACAGGGCGGGACUACCGUAAUGUCUUUCCUGACAAAUGGCGAAGUCAUUUCAGUCGCUAUAUCUGCUGAUGAUACACAUAUUGUGGCUGGUUUAUCAGAUGGGUCAGUGCGAGUAUGGCAUGGUUUGACGGGUGAGGUGGAGCAUCUUUUGGAGGGUCAUGAUGAUCAGGUCAACUCUGUUUCGAUAUCUGGAAAUGGAGGAUUGAUAGCCUCAGGUUCAACCGAUAAAUCGAUUCGAUUGUGGGAUACUUUGACCGGGGAGGCAAAGGGUCUGAUCAAAGGUCAUAACAGUAUAAUCAACGCCGUCGCAUUGUCGAAGGAUGGAACUCAGGUUGUAUCUGGUGCCAGCGAUAAAUUGCUUCGAAUUUGGGAUACGUUAACUGGCACAUUGAAGGCGACUCUCUUGGGUCACCUCGCCAUAGUCAAGUCAGUCACUUUCUCCAGUGAUGGGUCCCGGAUUAUAUCUGGUGCGGCAGACAACUCGAUUCGGGUUUGGGAUGUGUCCACAGGCACGGAGGUUUAUUCUUUGAGUGGUCAUACGGACUGGGUAUAUUCCGUUGCGUUCUCGGAUGACGGCACAAGCAUAGUCUCUGGCUCAGCGGAUGGGUUAAUCUUAAUUUGGGAUACUUCAAAGCGGGAAGUGACGAAGACUCUGAAGGGCCAUAUAGGGUUGGUAAAAUCAGUGGCGUUUUCAUUGGACGGAACCCGUAUUGUUUCCGGUGGAACUGACUGUUCGGUGAGACUGUGGAAUGUCUCCACAGGCAAGGAAACCAACCUAUUCAAGGGUCAUGUCGAUUAUGUGUAUUCGGUGGCAUUCACUGGAGACGGUACCCGCAUCAUAUCCAGUUCAGCGGAUAGAACUAUAAGAAUGUGGGACGCCGUAAGAGGAGAGGAAGAGGUGCACAUAACUCAGGGUCACUCAAGUGCCGUCAAGUCAGUCGCUAUUUCUCGGGAUGGUUCUUUGAUUGUGACUGGGUCAAGCGACAAGUCAGUUCGAGUAUGGAGCGGAGCGGGCCAGGUCAUGCAUGUGCUGAUGGGUCACAAAGGCUCAGUAAACUCAGUUGCUAUCUCGGAAGAUGCAACUCUCGUCGUUUCCGGCUCUUCUGAUAAUUCAAUUAGAGUCUGGGAUGCUCUUACAGGCGAGCAAAAAUGUUUGCUGGAGCGUCACACAAGCUCGGUUCAGUCGGUCUCGUUUGCCGGAAAUAGCACGAGUCGGAUUAGGUCUGGUUCGGGUAAAAAAAUUAUUCGAUUGUCCGACGACUGGGACUUUGUGAUGGAACAGGAACACAAGUUUUCGUUGAAAUCCAGGGAUAGUCGUUAUUACAACCCCAGUCCGGCGGAUUGCUGCUGGAAUCGACGUGAAAAACCUUGGGUGAACUCAAUAGCAUUUUCACCCACUGCCAUAAUUGCUGUAGCGGGCCUGGAUAACGGAUUGGUGCAAUUGAUCACUGUCGCAAACGGACACCUGAGGAAAGUGACGAACUUACAGCGACAUAGUGCAUCAGUAAAUUCUGUCACAUUUUCGAGAGAUGGGUGCAGAAUUGUGUCAGGAUCGGAUGAUGGGACUGCCCAUGUCUCGAGCGUUAACCUUACCUUUGAUAGAGGAAUAAUUUUAGCGAAAUGUGACCUCAUUGGAACAUUGGAAUGUCACUGGCAAGUCCAAUCAGUUUCCUUUUCAAACGACGGACGCCGUAUAGCAGCUGGUCUAGCUGAUGGCUCAAUUAUAAUCUAUCAUGCGUCGAAAUUCUAUGCUCUGUACGGAAUGUAUGGCCACAGAAGCUCGGUCAGAUCACUGACGUUUUCGAUGGAUAACACCCGCCUUAUAUCUGGAUCCGACGAUGCAUCAGUCCGAGUUUGGAAUGUAGCUUCGAUAGAGAAAUGGGAGCUGCAGAUGGAACUCUGGUGUAAGCUGGAAAAUGCGACGAAUGGUGCACCGCCUUACUCCAUUUCUCCGGACGACAACGAUCGCUUGGACAUGAUGAAGUUUUCCAACUUCAAAAUGGGCGAAGUCAUGGGCGAAGAAAGAUUUCAGGGUCUUACGGACACCCUGAAACUUCCCCUAAAUGACUGUUCUACAUUCGAAGUAGAACCUCAAGAUAUUCGCUAUGUUCAUCAAAGGGCCUUGGUUAUGGACAGUUUAAAUGUCACUGGAUGGCUUUACAUGCCACUCGACGUCAAAUAUGGCAAGUAUCUCAUGUUCGUUCCGCCAAGUGACCAGCUUCCAGACGACAGCAAUAUCAUAACAAUACCCGAAUCUUGCGUUUCGCGGGUUGACUUCACAGAUGCGAAGAUUGGGGAUGAAUGGUCAUUAUGUUAUUCUCCGAAGCCUAUGGAAUAG
Molecule: messenger RNA, 4992 nt
Organism: Psilocybe cubensis
Lineage: Eukaryota; Fungi; Basidiomycota; Agaricomycetes; Agaricales; Agrocybaceae
Exons: 10
Coding region: 1-4992 (1663 amino acids)
Molecular function (GO): protein binding
Source: RefSeq, a predicted model, not a curated record